CAGCAGCUCCAACAAGGACUAGAAACUGCAGGCUCAGGCAGGGACAGGAGAGGUGAAGAGGCAGGAAGGAAGAGGAGCGAGUUUGUAUGAUGCUGGUGUGAGUGAGUCACAGAGUUUUUGAAUGGCGGGUUGGGUUUAUAAACCUCCGCCAGCCCCCGACACAUGAGUUUGGAGGCCACUUGUCUCUGCGGUCUGACACGUAUGCACAUGCAGCAAGGUCCGACAGCCUCAGCAUCCUUACUUUUCACCCUGGAGGGCACGGGAGUGCAAAGACAGCUCUUCAUCAUGAGGUCCUUCCUCCUACUGCUCUUCUCCCUGUUGUUGGUGUCGAACGGAUCUUCAGCAGUCAUCACAGGGGCCUGCGAGAAGGACUCUCAGUGUGGAGGGGGGCUGUGUUGCGCUAUGAGUUUGUGGAUUCGCAGCCUGCGUAUGUGCACGCCCAUGGGACAGGAAGGAGAUGACUGUCACCCUUUGAGCCACAAGGUUCCUUUCUUUGGGAAAAGGCUCCACCAUACUUGCCCCUGCUUGCCCAAUUUGUCGUGUGUCACCAUAGAGGAGGGGAAGUACAAAUGUCUCUCAACAUACAAGUAUCCAGACUACUACCUCUGAGGACCAACACUUAAAGUUACACUAUUGUACAUGCACUGUAACUAUGUUUAAAAGCCUGUUUUCACUUUGCUUUUUAUUUUAUUUUGAAUAAAGAGAUAUAUUUAAUAAGGC
Molecule: messenger RNA, 720 nt
Organism: Dicentrarchus labrax (European seabass)
Lineage: Eukaryota; Metazoa; Chordata; Actinopteri; Moronidae
Gene: prok2
Product: prokineticin 2
Exons: 4
Coding region: 163-609 (148 amino acids)
Source: RefSeq, a predicted model, not a curated record